UAACAUGGACGAGUAGUCUCUUAGUAGAAGACAGAAUGAAAGGAUCCAAGUUGUACUUAGUUCUUCUCUUAGCGACGAUAAUAUCGUCUUCUUUCGCUGAACUUUGUAAUUUGGAGAAACAAUCGGGAUGGUACAGAUGUCAAGGUCUUACGAGUUUAGCACAAUUGGCCUCGUUACCGGACUCGGUAGUUGGGCUUAGAUUGGACAAGUCCAACAUCAGCAAUAUACCAACCAACGCAUUCUCAAGAUUCGCCAGCAGUCUGAUAGAAUUGAGGAUCACCGGAUGUUCUCUCGAGAAGAUAGAAGACGAUGCAUUCAGAAGCCUCGAUAAACUGGAGACGCUCGACUUGUCGAACAAUCGGAUCGUAGCGAUCGAGACAUCCUGGAUACGGGGAUUGUCGAAGUUGAAGGAAUUGAUCGUUUUGAGAAAUCGAAUUCGUAAGAUCGAUCAAGAGUUUUACGUCCUAUUACCGAAACUCGAACUACUCGAUAUAGCUUACAACGAAUUGGUCGAUUGUAUUACCGAAGAGAAUUUAAAGAAAUUGAAACAUUUGAAGCUAAUAUUAAUAGCUAGUAAUCCAUGGUCGUAUCGUUGUAGAGCGAAAAUGACUUAUUCGUUGAAACGAGGUGGCGUUAAUUGGAUAAAGGAUUGGUCAAUUGGCGAUCUUUUGAUCGAAGAGUGUUUAGUGCACGAACCUAAAGCCGACACGGACGACGAGAUCUUGCGCAAAUGCGUCGAUAGAAAAUCGUUCGAAUCCAUUAGUCCGAUAUUACCAGCUUUGGAAAGGAAGGUAGAUGAAUUGUCGAGGAAGAUCGAAGGAUUGGAAAACGAAGUGAAGGAUCUUAAGAAAAAGGAUUAAAUUCAAAUUUCAUUUUGAGCAUUCUUUUCUUUCUUUCUUUAUUCGCCAUCAAGAACGAGUGUUAUUUGAACAAAAUUUUGCGCUAAAUCAUCCUCUUCUCCUUCUUUUUCUUUCUCUCUUUUAGUUAUCCCGAUCGAAAGAUAGAAAAGGAAGUUUCAUUGAUUUAAGUAAUACAUAUAUUAUUAUAUAAUAUUAUAUCUUACACGUGAUAAGAUUUCUCUUAUCAUGGAUAAGCUCGUCCGUAAUCACAUAUAGAAUUGAUUAUAUACGAAUAAACGUUUUAUUGGCUUAUAUCCGAUCAUGUUUAUGUAUAAAUUAUUUCGAGUUACGUAAGGAUUAUUUUUCAACGCAACAACCACCGACUCAAACGCGAUCGAGUAUAAUAAUAUUAUUUGUCGUUGUCGUUAAAUGGAUCGUUCAUUUGGAAAAUGGUGUAAGUCCAUUUAAAAAAAAAAAAAAAAAAAAAGAAAUAGAAAUUUAAAUGUCACGUAACUUGCGAUCAAUGUAAUAAACAACGUUCUAUUUGUAACUGGUUAAUAUUUGAUAUCUUAAAAAAUGUCAAUGCUUCGUUCAAGUUAAAAUUGCACAAUAAAAUAAAUUACUUAGCGAUGUAUAAUAUGCUGAUCAUUAAUUUUCUCGAAACAACAAAAAAUGGACUAGCAACAAUUUCGAAAUAAAUAUCGUUUGGAAUUA
This is a messenger RNA of Vespula pensylvanica (western yellowjacket), 1553 nucleotides long. Its product is annotated as leucine-rich repeat transmembrane neuronal protein 2-like. Bases 36 to 860 code for a protein of 274 amino acids. Lineage: Eukaryota; Metazoa; Arthropoda; Insecta; Hymenoptera; Vespidae. Gene Ontology annotation, molecular function: protein binding. The record is from RefSeq and is a predicted model, not a curated record. The transcript has 2 exons.